AUGUCGCACGCUGCAAUGCUUUGCGAUAGUGUCACCUCCAUCGCCGUCGCUGUCUCAGCCUUGAGCUCCUCGCCGACCAUCAUCCUCGAUUGCGAAGGUCUCAAUCUCGGCGCACGAGGUGGUACCUUAUCCAUCAUCAUCCUCCGUACCACCACCACUACAUCCCCCGCGCGCACAUUCCUCCUCGACGUUCUCCAGCUCUCACAAAGCCAACUCCAACCCGUCUACGCUCUUCUCUCCUCCCCAUUCAUCACCAAACUCGUAUUUGACGGUCGCAUGGAUUACAGCGCCCUUUACCACGAAUGCGGCAUCGAGCUACGUAACGUACUCGACCUGCAGCUCGCAGAUGUGGUUUCGAGGGGACUGAGGGGUGAAGGUGAGGGCAGGAGGAUGGAGAGACUGGGGUCGUUUUUGGGCAGGUGGGAGGUCGAGGGCAAGAAGGAACGAUAUGGAGGUGUACACAAAUUGAAUGGGAUGAAGGAUUGUUUGUGGGAGCAUGAGAUUUAUGAGUUGGAGAAGGAUGGAUCGGUCCGUCAUGACCUCUGGUUAUGCCGACCUCUCCCGAGAUAUUAUGCUGGCUACGCCGCCACCGAUGCUGAAAUGAUCCACGCCCUCUACGACAUCUUUAUCGAGGGAUCGUUCAUCACAUCCAACCUUCCGGCGCAAAGCAUGCGCUACAUCACCAUCUGGAAAGAUCGCCAACCCGGCGCAUCUGACUCGCACCUGCGGCACCCGCUUCUCCCUCUCGAGAUACUCGAAGCUCCCGACGACGGUGCCUCUGAGUCGUCAAUGCGGGCAUGCGAUACGUGCAGCAGGUUGUUGUCCGAGAAGGCGUUUGUGAGAGAGCCAGGAGUACCGAGGCGUGUUGCUGUCAGUUCUCAGAAGUGCAAAGUUUGUCUUGCGAUCGCGGUGAGGAACGGCGAAACUGGCGCGAGUUAUAAUCAGGGCAUGAGAGUGAGAGAGCAGGAUUUCGAGGAUAUGAUCUUGGAGGAGCAGGAGCGUGCUGAACGGGAGAUGGACGAGUUCGAUGAUUGGUACACGGAGGAUCGGAUUCGACUGGAAGAGGAGACGGAUAAUUUUUCUUUCGGUGAGGAUGAGGAUGAGGUUUGA
Messenger RNA from Stereum hirsutum FP-91666 SS1, 1110 nucleotides. RefSeq lists its product as uncharacterized. The record is from RefSeq and is a predicted model, not a curated record. Bases 1 to 1110 code for a protein of 369 amino acids. The transcript is spliced from 2 exons. Lineage: Eukaryota; Fungi; Basidiomycota; Agaricomycetes; Russulales; Stereaceae. Gene Ontology annotation, biological process: nucleobase-containing compound metabolic process. Gene Ontology annotation, molecular function: 3'-5' exonuclease activity; nucleic acid binding.